This is a messenger RNA of Staurois parvus, 366 nucleotides long. The record is from the annotation of a GenBank genome assembly. Lineage: Eukaryota; Metazoa; Chordata; Amphibia; Anura; Ranidae.
CUCGGGACUGUCCAUAAUUUUAAAGGGUGCCUCGGGACUGUCCAUAAUUUUAAAGGGUGCAUUGAGACUAUUCAUAAUUUUAAAGGGUGCCUCGGGACUGUCCAUAAUUUUAAAGGGUGCCUUGGGACUGUCCGUAAUUUUAAAGGGUGCCUCGUGACUGUCUAUAAUUUUAUAGGGUGCCUCGGGGCUGUCCAGAAUUUUAAAGGGUGCUUCGGGACUGUCCAUAAUUUUAAAGGGUGCCUCGGGACUGUCCAUAUUUUAAAGGGUGCCUUGGGACUGUCCAUAAUUUUAAAGGGUGCCUCAGGACUGUCCAUAAUUUUAAAGGGUGCCUCUGGACUGUCCAUAAUUUUAAAGGGAGCCUCGGGA